AAGGAAAACCCCCUAAUCCCGCGAAAUCGAAAGCGAAAGAAAAACAAUGUCAGUGUCCUUAACUAACCCUGCGCUAAAAUAGGAGAGAUUUAAGAGGAUUUCGUCUAAAAAAAGGCGAAAGACGGGAGAACGCGUAAUAAUAAAAAUAACAACCAAAAAUAUCAUAUGAUUUCUUUUUUUAUUAGCAGCCUAUAGGAUAUGCGUGUGGGUUAUUUCGCAUUACGGCGGUAACUGAUUUAUACAUCCAACAUGCGGAAAGUUUUGGCGUUCGCGUGUAUAUUAUGUGUGGACAUAAUCAUCGUUUACAUUCUGGACCUCGGGGGAACUUUGUUUAAGUCUCGUCCAAGUCAUUUUGACCUUAAUCUAUUACGCCAAUGGGCUGAAUCUGGACUGCGAUGCACACUGCUGUACACUGGAUCCCUUUACUGUAAAGAUGCCGCACAUCCGUUGAUAAGGCGAUGGAUUGCAGUCCACUGUGUAAUCGGUUCGGUGUACGAAACCGGACGCUCGACAAUAUUUGGCAACUAUCGGCUAGAUAAAUUCAAUAUGUGGCUUGUCGGUACCGUGGCUGCUGCUUUGGCUAGUCUGUUAUGGGAAAUCACUUUGCCUGACACGAAUGGAAAGGGUAACGGCAAAGAGAGCAAACAGAAGGCUAGACUUCUCUUCAUGAGGGUCAUCCGUUUCUACAAACCUGACUACAUAUUAUUGUGUGGAGCUUUUGUCUUUCUGGCCUUUGCUGUGCUCUGUGAGAUGUUCAUCCCACUGUACACGGGAGAAGUGAUUGACAUUUUAGGUUCCAAGUACCAGUGGGAUAACUUUAGAUUUGCUAUCAUUCUCAUGGGAUUAUUCUCAUUGGGAAGUUCUUUCAGCGCAGGUUGUCGUGGAGGCCUCUUCAUGUGCGCCAUCAAUAGAUUCACUAGCAGAGUCAAGUUGCAACUGUUUGGGUCCAUUGUCAGACAGGACAUUUGCUUCUUUGAGACCAUCAAGACAGGUGAUAUCACAUCUAGACUGUCCACAGACACCACUCUGAUGGCCCGGGCUGUGGCACUGAAUGUUAAUGUUCUUCUGCGGACCACGAUAAAGACCCUGGGCAUGCUUUAUCUGAUGGUGAGCCUGUCUUGGAAGCUUACACUUCUGAUGUUGAUGGAAACACCACUGACGGGCUUACUGCAGAACAUAUAUGACACACAUUAUCAGAGGCUGUCAAAAGAAGUUCAGGACUCCAUGGCACAUGCUAAUGAAACUGCUGGGGAGGCCGUUUCAGGCAUCAGGACUGUAAAGAGCUUCAGGACCGAACCGGGGGAAGCCAGACGCUAUUAUGUCCGCUUGAUGAACACUCAUAAUCUAAAGUCCCGACGGGACACAGUCAGGGCAGUUUACCUGCUAGUUAGACGGAUGACAGAAUUGGGGAUGAAGGUGGCCAUGUUGUACUAUGGGAGGCUCUUUAUCCAAUAUGGACAGAUGAGCACAGGAAAUCUUGUCUCCUUCAUUCUCUAUCAGUCAAACCUUGGGAGGAACAUUAGGACUUUGAUCUAUAUCUUUGGAGACAUGCUGAACUCAGUGGGUGCGGCUGGUAAGGUGUUUGAGUACCUAGACCGAAAGCCUGAAGUCAGUACUGAUGGCAACCUGCAGCCCGAUGAUCUCAAGGGACAUAUCAACUUUCUGGACCUCACCUUCUCCUAUCCCAGAAGACCCAACCACAAUGUGUUAAAGAACUUCUCUCUUGAGUUGAAGCCAGGUCAGAUGACUGCUCUGGUGGGAAUGUCAGGUGGGGGGAAGAGCACCUGUGUGAGUUUGCUGGAGAGAUUCUACCAGCCUCAGCAGGGACAGAUCCUGCUUGACGGACAACCACUACAGAACUAUCAGCACAACUACAUACACAGCAAGAUAGCAAUGGUGGGUCAGGAGCCUGUACUUUUCUCUGGUACUGUACGGGACAAUAUCACCUAUGGUCUGGUGGGCUGUUCAAUGGAGAGAGUAAAGGAAGCUGCCAGUAAAGCCAACGCCCAUGCCUUCAUCAGCAAACUGGAAAAUGGCUAUGAUACAGAUGUGGGAGAGCGUGGUAAUCUGCUCAGGGGUGAGAAACAGCGUAUUGCCAUCGCCAGAGCUCUGAUAAGACAACCUCAGGUCCUCAUACUGGAUGAAGUGACCAGCUCCCUGGACACUGAAAGUGAACAAAUGGUUCAGCAAGCCCUGGCCAGUUGCCCCACCCAGACUCUGCUUGUGAUUGCUCAUAGGCUGAAGACCAUUGAGAAGGCGGAUCAGAUAGUGUUGAUUGACAGCGGGCAGGUUGUGGAGCAGGGCACUCAUGAUGAACUAAUGGAUAGGAAGGGAAGUUACUAUAAACUGAGAGAGAGGCUCUUUAAUGAUGAUAACACAGUCAACAAAAAAAAACAAAAAUGAUCAUGAUGAAAGUCUAAAAGUCUGUGCCAAAAUGUUGUACUAGUGCAUAAUAAGCAAACAAUUUUUGUAAAUACUUUUCUUUAAGUACACAAUAAAUAUUUUAGAGAUCUGGUACACCUGUACAUAAAAAUAACCAUAAUUGGGCAAAGUUGUAAUAUUUGA
Xyrauchen texanus (razorback sucker) is the source of this 2565-nucleotide messenger RNA. RefSeq names its product transporter associated with antigen processing, subunit type a (gene tap2a). Gene Ontology annotation, cellular component: membrane. Gene Ontology annotation, biological process: transmembrane transport. Gene Ontology annotation, molecular function: ATP binding; ATP hydrolysis activity; ABC-type oligopeptide transporter activity. The record is from RefSeq and is a predicted model, not a curated record. Lineage: Eukaryota; Metazoa; Chordata; Actinopteri; Cypriniformes; Catostomidae.